AUGCCGUCCAUCCGCAAGUCGAAAUCGCGGACCAGCACGCCCAUCGCCAGCCACUCGUCGCCCUACGACGCAGAACCCCGCAAGGCCAAGAUGCAAAGCUCGCUCGACAUGUGGGUUGAGCCCGCACCCCAAAAUCCUGCACCCUCCUUCGAAGAGCACGGCUUCGCGCGCCACGGCGUCCUCGAAACCAUGGCUGCCCUCGGCGUCCCUCCUACCUCCCGCGUCAAGCAGAGGGUCCGCAGCCUGGGCGAUUCGCUUGCAAAGGGCCCCGUCCAGGGCAGGAAGGCCGCCGCUUUUGGUGACGAGGAGACGUCCACCCCGGAACUGACGCCCGCUCCUGAGAUUGAGCGCGACAUCUCCGAGCACCUGGACGACGACGACGACAUACCAAUGCCCCUUCCCGAGCUGGAUGAGGACGAGGACGACGACUACAUGCCCAAGCCGGGUCCCAAGAAGAAGCAGAAGACUUCGCACGGCACCAAGACGCCUGUCAGGGGUAAAGGCACCGCACAGAGCAAGCCCGCCAGCACUGCAAAAUCACCGGCCAAGAACGGCAUCAGCAAGACACCAUCUGUGCCGCCCGCGCCUGCCGUGGGCAGCACUCCUACUCGCACCUUGGACGCAGCACUUAUGCAGACCAUCGAGAUAGCCGUCAACGAUGCCCACGCCCGUUCCAUCAGGGACAACCGACCUAACGUUGGCAUUGCGUUGAGGCGCAUGUUCAACAGCGGCAAGUCCGACGUGACGCUAGCGCAGGCUUUGAACGGCAUCAUUCAUCAGAAAGAGUCAGCUGAGGACUGGUCAAAUUUCCGCGGCUUCAUCAAGUCGGCCAAAAAGACCAUCAAGCGCGAAUGGAAGAUCCAAAAAGCAGAAGAGGCGGCAAAGGCUGCGAAGACGCGCGCCUCGUCCGAGUUUGAUGGCGCUGAUGUGUCCUCGCCAGCUGCUGGAGGUGAAGGCCUACCCCACCCCACCAAUCUCGAGGUCCAGCCUGCUAUUGUUGCACCUCUCACAGAGUCGCCUUCACUGGACGCUACUCGAUCCCCCGCAGAUGUUUCUGACGGCAACGAGGUUGAUGGACCAAUACUCCACCCACUGAGCACAGCCCCCGCCUUCCCAGCAACCGAAGCAUCGUCACCGCGCGCUCCUAGGAUGGGAUCCAAGUCGCCACGCAAACGCACUGCGAAUGGUGUUCAUGAUCUGAGUAUUGAUGCAGAUGUCGCCUCUACUGCUCCUACCCCCGCACCCAAAUCGCCAGCCGGCAGUGACUCUGGGCUGUCGGAGGUUGACGAAGAAAUCCUCCACACUGGACCUCCUCAACCUGCCGCUCACGUCAAUGGCAACGGCACUGCAGCAACAAACAAAAAGUUGAAGACCCUCUCAGGACGCGGCGGCAAGAAGCAACAGGCUUCCCGAGCCAGCUCCGAAAAGCCGCCCACGAAACCGCAUCGCAAGUUCAAGCAGAAUGUACCGCGAACCGCAGAGCAGCUAGUUGAAGACGCAGAAGUCGAGAAGAGGCGUCAAGAGCUCGCUUACGACCAACAGAAGCGCUUUGGUGAACAACUUUCUGGCUAUGCACAAGUGUCAGACAUGCGCUUCGACGACGACGAGACUGCAUCCAUGACAGAGUCCAUCGCUGCCAUGGGCCCGCCUGGCGAUAUCAACAGGCCACGACGAGCAGGUCGACCAUCUGCGCGCAACGGCAUGUCUAUUCAGACCAGCGGCAUGAAGCGCGGACGUGAGAACUCAAUUUUUUCGUCACCGCACCCAGACUCGGCCGCGACCAGCCGCCCAUCUACGCCUGCAGCCGUCAGCCACAUGCCGUCCAAGCGCACCAAGUUGAACAAUGGUCAGGCUGGGCAUCCUAACCAGGCAGCGAGAACGAAGAAAUCGCCGGUCAAGAAUCGCGAUGGCCCUAUUGCAGGAAUCCCACAUACUGGCGGUGGCGGUUCGAGACAUUCGGGGCCUGAUGACAAUGACCCAGACUCGCCACCAUCCGAGAGUGAUGACCUUUGUUCAGCCUGCAGAGGUGCUGGUGAAUUCGUCUGCUGCGACACUUGCCCACGUGUGUUCCAUUUCUUGUGUUGCGAUCCGCCGCGUCUCGAUGCUCCCAGAGGAUCUUUCUUCUGUCAUGUCUGCGCGAAACCUGCCGAGGAUCUUCCCAUAGAAACGCCAUUACGACCGCUUUUCCAGGCACUUGAACACAUCAACACGCGUGCGUUCACGCUACCAGCAGACAUCCAGAACCACUUCGAGAAUGUUGCUGCGCGUCCUGAUGGCUCUUACCACGAAGACGUGAAGAAGUUCCCUCUCUCUAAGAACAGCGGCUAUGGCUACCAGAGGCCUGAUUACACAAAGGUUCUUGAAGGCGAUAAGCCUAUCUUAUGUUCAUCAUGCGGGUUGACUUCUGGCAACAAACGCCAGAUGCUGAAGUGCGACUAUUGUGCGGCAUACUGGCAUUUGGACUGCCUGGAUCCUCCCAUGGCAAAUCCACCCCACAUCAACCUUGAAUCCUCGCACCGUGACGCGUGGCGAUGCCCGCGUCACAUCGAGCACGAUUUCCGCAGCGGCAAUGUUACACAGAACGACAUCAAUGGUGCACAGGAUGCUGUCAUGGUCGACGCGCCAAAUUCCAGGCUUGGCCGGAAGGUGCGCAAGCCUCGGCACCCCCAGGUCAUCGAGCCUGCUUUCUCACGUGGUAUUCGCAACAACGGCCUGAUAGAGAUCCUGAAUGAUCCGGACGACGAUACUGAUGGCGAAGGCAAUUAUGUCUUUGGCGGUGAAGAGAAGGACAGCAGCUCCAGUGUCUACCGUGUGCCGGAGAAGGGUCUCAUCCUUGAUUUCAUCGACAAGGUCAAGACAAGUCGUCUCAACAAGGCAGCGAAGCUUGCGCAGAGCCGUGUGCAGAGCAAGGCAUCAAUGCAGAAUUUUGCCGCUCGCCCGAUCCAGCAACAACAAGCUGCUCUCAACCUUGCGAAACUGGCCAACAAAGAAACAGAGAUUGGGCUCAACGAGAGCAACGUCGAUGCGCUUAUUCUCAGUCUUACCGCCGAAGCACCGAAGGCUGUCGUCACUGCCAUCGACACUGCUCCCCCGCCCCCUGUGUCCAACGAGGAACGCGAAAUGCUCUUAAAGUUACAGGACCUGAUCAAGGCUCGCCUUGGUGGUGCCACAGCUUGA
Paraphaeosphaeria sporulosa is the source of this 3177-nucleotide messenger RNA. RefSeq lists its product as uncharacterized. The transcript has 6 exons. Gene Ontology annotation, biological process: regulation of transcription by RNA polymerase II. Gene Ontology annotation, cellular component: Rpd3S complex. Lineage: Eukaryota; Fungi; Ascomycota; Dothideomycetes; Pleosporales; Didymosphaeriaceae. Bases 1 to 3177 code for a protein of 1058 amino acids. The record is from RefSeq and is a predicted model, not a curated record.